UGUGUAAUCGAGACACUUCUGGCGGGAACUGAAUUCAACAGGUGUUUGUAACCAUAAAGUGAGUGUGACAGUGGGUGACUGUUCAGUGUAGUGGAAAAUUAUCUAACCGUUACUAAACUAUCUCCGCCUUACCAUGGCAUCUAACGUGGGCGUAAGUUCUAUAGAUGUAGCAAAUACUGACCCAGAGUCGCUGAAAUUAAUGUUGAGUUCAAUCAUGAAGGAGGCACGUGAGAAAGCGGAAGAAUUAAAUCGUAAAAACUCUAAAAAGGGGAUCAAAAGAGGUGCCAGAACAGAGUAUAUAUUUAAGCGUGAUCAGAAAUUCAUCCUAAAUCGUCGACGUUCUACUAGAUUGAGUGGCCGUUGUAGCUCAACAGGUUCUGAAGUUGAUAUUGAUACCAACGACUCUGAAUCUGAUACCGAACGCAAACCGAUCUUCAAAAUGAGAAUUAAGAGAAGACAUACAAUUAGUGUAGCACCACCUCCUAAGGCAAUACCAGUUGAAGAAGUCACCGAUGAAAUGAUAGAAAGGAUUCAUAAGUAUGGGAUGAAGGAGUAUAACUCGGUACACGGUGUUCUGUGUCAUCAGUGUAGGCAGAAAACCAUGGACACAAAGACUAUGUGUAGGUCCUCUCGGUGUGUGGGCGGUCAAGGGUCGUUUUGCGGCCCUUGCCUAAGCAAUCACUACGGAGAAAGCGUUGCGGAAGCACUUCGGGAUCCAGAAUGGACAUGCCCCCCGUGUAGAAAUGUUUGCAUUUGUUCAGUGCACAUGAAGAUGAGAGGAAUGCAGCCUGCUGGUCAACUUACUCCCAUAGCAAGGUCGUUGGGCUAUAAGUCAGUUCUGGACUAUUUAGUAGCCAAGGAAGAAAUAAAGAUAGGGGAGGAGGGGAUAAUUGUGGAAUCAGAAUAAGUUGUCACUCAAGUUAUGGCUGAGCCAUAUAUUUGUGAAAGAACUGUACUCUGGAAGACAUACUGGUUCCUUUUGUAAUGACACGGAAUUACUACUAUUCCAAGACUUAACUCUUACUUUAAAAUUAUACUUUAAGUGAAUUACAUUUGCCGUAAAAUGGAAUAAAAUAUUGUGAUGAUGUACGGGUUGUUGUUACUGGAUUACCUAAAUUUAAAGUACAAGCUCAGUAUGUAAUUAAGCAUAAAAUAUUCUACAAAAUAUUUAAUUGUUUCAGCUUAUUUGUUUGUAGUGGAACAAUUCACAAAUCCUUCUGGUUACCAUUAAACGUAAGAGAUAUUAAAGUUUUUCAUGUACAAUGCAAGUAUUACCUGUUACGUGUGCUGUACAGUUAUAGUUACAUAGUACAAAACGAUUGGGUCUUGAUAUGUAUCAAUAACUGAAGUAACUUGCAGAACCCCUUUUUGUGUGUGCAGAAUCUUUUUUGUGUGUGGGCCCACAGCCACUGUAAUUCCCGUAAAUAUGCCUUUUCUUGUGUACAUUGCUCUAUUUUAUUUUAUUAUCUAAGUUAGCAGUUUGCUAAUUUCGCCAUUUUCGGAUAAUAUUGAGCUAUUUCACAAUAAAAAUGAUUAACUUUACAGCACAUGAGUGUGGAUUGUAAUGUGCUGUAAGUAUGGCAAUUUCCACAAAAUGAAAGAGCAGCCCAUGCAUGAAAAUGAUUUCGUUUUAAGGAACACACAAAGCAUGACUUAAAAUGCCAAAGAAAAUAUAGAGUGAAAAGUUUUUAGGAGCCAUUGAUUUUAUAUUGUCACAUGGGACAUGAAUGCUUUAUGAUAAAUAAAAUUUCAUGUAUAAGGUACAUUAAUACUCGGCAAAUUUUUUAUGAAUUGCAUUAUUAUGUCUAGACCAGAACAGCUUCUGUGUUCUAAAUUUUGGGUCAGUAUAAAAUGUAUUCAGGCACACCAUAUGAAAUACUGAAAUGUAAGAUAUUUUGUAGUACUGUUUUUACAGGAAAAUAGAUCAGACAUUAAACUAUAGAAGCUGUAGUGACUGCUAAAGGGCACACAUAAAUAAAAACAUUUUAAUACAAUGAUGUAGACAGUUUUAACUGUGUCCUGACCCAUUCAGAAAGGUCUGUUCAUAUUUUGCUAGAAGCUGUUAAGCACUUUGUUAACUAGUGUGUAAACAUAGACAAUUGCAGAUCUGAUUUCAAAUGUUUGUAUUUUAGAAA
Messenger RNA from Schistocerca americana (American grasshopper), 2135 nucleotides. RefSeq names its product cell division cycle-associated 7-like protein. The record is from RefSeq and is a predicted model, not a curated record. NCBI's taxonomy places the organism in Eukaryota, Metazoa, Arthropoda, Insecta, Orthoptera, Acrididae. Gene Ontology annotation, cellular component: nucleus. Gene Ontology annotation, biological process: regulation of DNA-templated transcription. The coding region runs from base 134 to 907 and encodes 257 amino acids. The transcript has a single exon.